Periophthalmus magnuspinnatus is the source of this 1139-nucleotide messenger RNA. RefSeq names its product ubiquitin recognition factor in ER associated degradation 1 (gene ufd1l). Gene Ontology annotation, molecular function: polyubiquitin modification-dependent protein binding. The coding region runs from base 107 to 1039 and encodes 310 amino acids. Lineage: Eukaryota; Metazoa; Chordata; Actinopteri; Gobiiformes; Gobiidae. The transcript has 12 exons. The record is from RefSeq and is a predicted model, not a curated record. Gene Ontology annotation, cellular component: VCP-NPL4-UFD1 AAA ATPase complex.
CUUCCGGGAAAAGAGUAAACAAUUGUAGCCCGUUUACAUUCCUCCCGAAUAACGCGAUAAAUAAUUUGUUUUUUGACUUUAGACAACCAUCCAGUCCAACAACAAAAUGUUCUCAUUUCACGUAUAUGAUCACCCCAUGGCUCGGGGCUUUCAGAAUCGCUUUUCCACACAGUACCGCUGUUACUCCGUAUCGAUGUUGGCAGGUCCCAAUGACCGCUCCGACGUGGAAAAAGGAGGAAAAAUCAUAAUGCCCCCCUCAGCUCUUGAUCAGCUCAGUAAGCUCAACAUCACCUACCCGAUGCUCUUUAAGUUGACCAACAAGAACUCGGACAGAAUGACACAUUGUGGUGUUUUGGAGUUCGUGGCAGAUGAGGGGAUUUGUUAUUUACCUCACUGGAUGAUGCAGAAUCUCUUGCUGGAGGAAGGUGGUCUUGUACAGGUGGAAAGUGUAAACCUCAUGGUGGCCACUUACUCAAAAUUUCAGCCUCAGAGCCCUGACUUCCUGGACAUCACAAACCCCAAAGCAGUGCUAGAAAAUGCACUUCGAAACUUUGCCUGUCUGACAACUGGAGAUGUAAUCGCUAUCAAUUAUAAUGAAAAAAUUUAUGAGUUACGGGUAAUGGAGACCAAGCCAGAUAAAGCAGUUUCAAUUAUUGAGUGUGACAUGAAUGUGGAUUUUGAUGCUCCAUUGGGUUACAAGGAGCCUGAAAGACGGUCUCAGCACCAGGAAGAGCCACAGGAGGAAGAUAGUGACCCAAGUACUUAUGCCGAUAUGGACUUGGGAUUUAGAGCUUUUACUGGAUCUGGCAAUCGAUUGGAUGGCAAAACAAAAGGAAUUGAACCCAGCCCUGCACCUCUUGCAGCAAGUGACAUCAAACGAGGUAUCCCAAACUAUGACUUCAAAGUUGGACGAAUCACUUUCAUUAGGAACUCAAGACCAUUGCCUAAGAAAGUCAUAGAUGAUGAUGAUGCAAUGAGCAGAUUCAUUGCCUUUUCUGGAGAAGGACAGUCACUGCGCAAGAAGGGCAGAAAGCCCUGAAGUGUUCCGCUGAAGAUGCUUAAUUUAACAGCAAAGUAAAAAAGUAAAAAGAAAAAAAGAAAUUUCCUUUUUCUUUUGAACUGUGUGUUAUUUCAUUACA